Molecule: messenger RNA, 885 nt
Organism: Pochonia chlamydosporia 170
Lineage: Eukaryota; Fungi; Ascomycota; Sordariomycetes; Hypocreales; Clavicipitaceae
Product: nad dependent epimerase
Exons: 1
Coding region: 1-885 (294 amino acids)
Source: RefSeq, a predicted model, not a curated record
AUGAUCACUUCGGAGGAGAGUGUCGGUCGAAUGGCCGACACCAGCCAAAGAUCUCAAAGAGGCUCUGAGUUGCAAGUCCUCUCAGUAGGUCUUCUCAAGACAGGAUCUUCCUCAAUCGCCGAAGCCUUGACCAUAUUGGGCUACAAAAACGUUCACCAUGGAUUAAACGCCCUCGACGACCGUGAAUUCUGGAGUGCCAUGCAUCGAGCCACCAACGCAACCUUCCCGAAUUUACCGACAUACACGGGAAAUCCAUUUACUCGCUCGCAAUGGGAUGAAAUGUACGGUUCCUGCGACGCAGCUACGGACCUGACAUCGUUUUUCGCCCCUGAACUCAUAAAAGCCUAUCCCGAAGCCAAAGUCAUUCUAGUCAUACGUGAUUUCGACGAGUGGUUGAAGAGCUACAACAAUGUAUUCGCGGACCUCUUCAGUUUUAGGGCCUCUCUCCUCGUUUAUGUGGCAGAACCGAUGAUUGGAUAUGAGAUUGUGAAGGCGAUGCGCAAUGCAGUUCGGGGGUUUUUCAGGGGUCGAAACGAGGAGGAGUGUCGUCGUAACUCGCGCGAAGCUUUUCAUCGACAUAACAAGAUGGUUCAGGACAUAGUUUCACCGGAUAAUUUGCUCGUGUACCGCAUUGGCGAAGGCUGGGAACCGAUCUGCAGAUUCCUGGACAAACCAGUGCCAAAGGUGGAGUUUCCUUGGGUCAACGAGGCAGUUGUUUUCAGGAAGAGAUGUCGUAGGAGAGGCUGGGCUCAUUUAUUUUUGUUGAUCAAGGUAGUAAUCUUUUGGGUCUUGGCACUGGCGUCGGUUGGUUUUUUUAUGUGGGUUGUUGACACAACACGGCGGGAGUAUCUGUCACAACCGAAAAUGAUUGCAGCGCGGGAGUAA